ACGAAAAUCGGAGCAGUCCACACACAAAAAGCGAAUACGUCGCGAAAAGCAGUCGCUCGAGUACGAGAGAAGAGCCACACACAAUCCUAGUUGCGGUGCAGAAACUAGAAGGUGAAAGAGAUUAGGGCCUCGAGAAGGAAAAAUUUCCAUCGCGUUUUUCACCGAUUUCCUGUGCUAAAAACCGGCCGUCGCGUGUCGCAAAAUGCAGGGCACCGUUUGGCCCGCUCGCUUCCGGUUGCGGUUCCGUUGAACGGGUACGUUUUUGGCCGGAAAAAGAGGCUCUUCGUCGUCGUCGUCGCGAGAGAAAGAACUUGGAAGUUUUUUCUUGCCACGGAUCGAGAGACAGAAAGAAAGAACACUCGGCUCUAGGUUUAUAGGUGCAAGGGGGAGGGGCGGCGUAGAAGGGGGUCCCAAUCAAAGUGUGCUGGUGCGGGAGUUGGUUUAGUGUGCGUGUGUCGCGCUGCCUUGUGUGGGUGUGUGCGUGUGCAUUCGGGUGCACAACAUAACAGAAGAAAGAAGAAGGAGGAGGCGAACACUACUUUUACCACCCCCUGUUUGACAACUAGUGCAGCUCCUCUGUUUUUGGUGGUUGUGUCCCUUUAUUUUUGGGGAAAAGAGAAGUUUUUCUUUGCAAAGCCGGGUUUUCUUGUGGUUGAAAGUGAACAUCGUCCUGUUUGGCGUUUUUAGUGAAGGAGCGAGAUUCCUAGGAACACGGUUAUUGCGGAGCGAAACCCGGAUUCGCCGGAAAGAUGUGCGAUGUCUGCUCGGGGUUCCUGAAUCUGCUGGGGUCAUAUGAAUCCCGUCUCGCCAACAAUGAAACGGAACAUCCGGUGUUUCUCGCCAAGCGCGAGAUCGAAACGGUCAUCGGCUACAUCCAGUGCUGGCCGGCGCGGCAGUGCAUGUGCUGCUACCGGGAUCCGAAGAACUUCGAGCGCUUCAACCUGGUAGUGCAGGCCAUCGUCUACUUCACGGUGUACCAGCUGAAGAACAUCAAAUCGCUGCUGGACCGGGAGGAACAGAGGAUAGCGGCAGUAGCGGCCCAACAGCCUGCCUCUUCAUCGUCAUCAUCUUCAACUUCUUCCUCAUCGUCGGCAUCCUCGUCGUCUUCCAACAACGGGAAGGACGAUGAGAAAGAAGCGGAAGAGGACGCCAAACGGAAGGAGGAAGAUGUCGCUCGGAACAGCGAGGCAGGGGAAAAGCCGGAACAGGAGGAAGAACCGAAGGAGAGGAAACUGCAGCCAGAUUCUGUGCCAACGUUAGACGAUUGCUGGACGCUACUAGAUGUAGAGAAACUUCUCUUGCUCUCGUCGAAAGCGUUCCUGCUGAACUUCCCUCUGUAUGUCGCCUAUAAGCACGGAGUUCACGCCAGAAUGGAUGAAAUCUCCCCGCAGGAAGCUCAGACUCUGAGUAUCUUCUGCGAUCUCCACGAUAACGAAAUUCCUGCAUUUCUUCUUAGAAAUGUUUCCCUUUUCUGUACUUCCGGUGGAUUCGACGCCAUGAUGGCCUGUUUCGAACACGCGAAUCUACCGGUUCCGAUAGCCCACGCCAUCACGGCUGCCAUUUCCAAUCUGAAACUUUGGAUCAACUACCGAUCCAUCAUCCAGCUGUUCAUCCCGAUAAGAGUAAAAAUUCUACAGUACAUGUGUAAGCUGUCGGAUCAGGAUCUGCGCUCGCCGGCCACCAAAUCGAUGGCGGAUUUCAUGUGGACCGCUAUCAAAGACCCGCUAGAUUCGCAAAUAACAUUCGACACGGAAGGCCUCGCAUUGGCAUUCAAAUACUUCACCAGUUCGACGUUGACCAUGCGAUUGGCCGGAAUGGCUCAAAUCAACGCCCACAUCAAUCUGUUUAACGAAAUUUGCACAACGGAAACCGUGGCGGAGGUGGAAGUCGUCGGUCAAAAGCUGGCCGAUUGGCUUACCGAAAAUCAAAUCAUUUCCCACCUGUUUGGACCGAAUCUGCACGUGGAGGUCAUAAAGCAGAGCCACAUUGUGCUGAACUUCCUGGCCGUCGAAAAUCAAAUCACUGAAGAACACAUUACCCUCAUUUGGCAGGCAGCUCAGCUGAAGCAUUGCUCGAAACCAAUCUACGACAUCCUUCCUUCGCUGGUGAAGAAUCUGGCUCCUCGACCGGCUUCCCAUCUGUACUCGUUACUAUCCCGCCUGGAUCCCAAAGAGCACACCGAGCAGUCUAUCUACAUUGCGUCCGCUUUGACGAAGCUCAUCUGGGCAAGGGACUGCUCCCGGUUAACCCUCAUGGAUCUGGCGAAGAAUAAUGUACUGCGGGAAGCAGCGGCAGUGGCAGCCGCAGCUGCAGCCGCUCGAGAAGCCGAACUGCCCUCCAGUUCGGAGAACUCCGUCUCCGUGGAUGGGAGCAACAGCGAGGAUGAACCCCAGGAGGAGGACAGUUCCGAUCCGGAUCAUCCGGUGACUGCGGCGGAAGCUGUGGCCGCUGCCGCCAAGUGUAUCGCCGCUUCCAAUCGGCCACAUCGAAUACCACCGGUCGCGGCGGCAUCGCCCAUCGUUGCCGGCCCAUCUUCAGCAUCGUCAUCGUCCGGAGGGGUUGCUGCCGCGGCCGCUGCCGUUGUUUCCGGCGGGAAGAAUUCUGUGUCGGCCGUUGCCAGCCUGAUGGAUGCGGACGAGUCGGACUCGGGAGUGGCCGCGCCGCCACCCUGCAAGCAAGCCCGGCACAAAAACUGCUGUGAUGAGACGACUGACGAUAGUAUUAAGGUAGAACCGGAUAUCUAUGACGUUGAUCAGCGACUAAAGGACAAGAUGCGCAUUCCCCUGAUGAGCCGCUCGUUGGCGGCCGCGUCCGGAUUCACCGAGGAUGCCGGCACCAGUAGCGAAGAGGACUGCCUCGGUAUGAGUGAAGCGUUUUCAGCCAUGCGCAAGAAGAUGCUCCGCAAGAAGCGCAAGAAGAUCAGCGGCCUAACCCGGAAGGAACUGCAGGAAAUGGCCGAAAGCGUUUCGGACGUGGAAGAUAGCGAUCUGCUGGCGGCCAUGCUUCCGGAUAGCGAUUGCAGCGAUACGAAUCUGCAGAGUUCGGUGCUGAGGCACAUGGGCGGCCAUCACGGCCCGAUUGGUCCCGUUGGGCCGGAACCUGGUCCAAGCGAAGGCCCUGCCUUAGGCGAAGACGUUCCACCGUUUAUGGGCGCAAUGAGCGAAGGUCAUCUGAUAAACUUCUUGAAUGCCGCUGAGAAUGAUGGAAGUUGUUCGUCGCCAUUGAGCAACAAAUCCGAGAAGAACAUGGGAGACUUUGACGACGAGGAUUCACCGUGCGAGGAGGAACUGGUCGAAUUGGCAGCUCGAGCGCAAUGUCUCCAUCAACAGUUCCCUCUACCGCGGCCACGUUCCUUAGGACCCGGAAUGGUUCACGGAUCUCCGCAAGCCCGUACCAAUACUCCGAACAUUACUUUGACGCGGGCCCACCACGACCGGCUGUCCAGUUCCGGCGGAAGUAUCGGCCCAAUGACGCACCCCAUGACGCCGAGUGUAUCCAGCAGUGGCACUCCCACGUCCACCGGUGGCAAAGGUGGGAAGAUGAAUCCGGCGACACCGACGACAAUGGGGGGCAAGACUCCGCAAGCGCCCUCCAAGGAAAUGCAGGCUGCCAGUGCCAGCGGAAGCACCGGUGGUAGCAGCAGCAGUUUGGGGGCACCGUCGUCGCCGAACUUCCGAUUUCCGGAUGUCUGCCAGCCGGGAAAUACGCUGCUGUGGGAUUUGCUUCAGGAUGAUAAGAUUGGUCAAUUGGGAGAAUCGCUCGCCUUAGAGGCGGAGAAAGUUCUUGGAACACUGCUCUGCUUUCACACGGACAAAAUCAUCCGGACGCGUUUCAUCGAGGGCUGUCUGCAGAACCUGGCGGAGAACCGCAGCGUCGUCACAAGUUUGCGGUUACUUCCGAAGCUAUUCGCAUCAUUCCAGCAGUUCCGGGACGUCACGACGCAUCAGGUCGUACUGUGGGCCGAGCGUCAUCACCGGAUGAUGCAUCACUUCUUCAACAAUCUCAAACAUUACACCACAGGAGCGGGGCGCAGUGGUCGACAGUCCGAGACUUCGACGAUAGUGUUGAACCAGAAUGGGUUUCCACUGUACUCGCACGUGACCCAAAUCCAGGUCCGAUUGCAGUUCCUGUCGUCCGUUUUCAGCGACGUUGGGUCCCCGCGGAACUUCAAAUUGACGCUCAGCCAGGUCGAUACGCUGUGGGCCUGUCUGGCCAAUGAUCCCGAGUGCAGCGAUUGUCUGUUUGCGUGGUUACAGGGUCAGGUGAAAGGUGGAGACACGCACGCCCUUGGAAUCAAUGCCAUCCAGCAUUUGUACUUGAAGAGGCUGUCGGAGUUGAAACCUGAGGGAAUAUCGAUGGUUGCGCUUGGGCUGUUCCAACAGUUGUUCACCUUGGGGCGAGAGGAGAUCAUCAGUCAUCCCAGUGAGAGUCAGGAGUCGAGUGAUUCCGUAGGAAUGGAGCACCUUUGGAAGAUUGCCCUGAGGGCGCACAAUACGGACGUCUCUUUGACGGCCAUUCAGUACAUCAACACCUACUACAUGGAGAAACAGCUCAAGUAUGAGAACCAAUUUGUGGCCCAGUGCAUGACCCACUUGACGCAGGCUGUGGAAGAGUUGGACCGCCAAGGGCCUGGCUCGGAGAAUGCUCUCAUGUGCGUUCAGAGAGCUUUGAUGCUUCUGAACACCCACUUGGAAACGUUCCGAAGAAGAUACGCGUACCAUCUGAGGAGGUGGGCUUUGGAGGGGAAGGAAGUCGGCAUGCACAGUGCUUUGCGAAAUGAAGGUCCCGGCCCUCCAAUACGAAUCGUCCUACAACCCGCAGGAGUACCGGAGAAAUCCGUUCUUCAUCUUCACGCAACGGAUCUGGUGGCGGAUCUGAAAGCCGAGAUCGCCAAAUGGUGGGAAACCAUCCAAGGCUCGGUCAAAACUGCUCACAACGAAAGUGCCGCCCGCACCGGAUCCGGAGCUGUCCUAGGCCUUCUCCUUAGCGAAGGGCCCCUGCGGAUAAUCACCCAAGGUCAGGAAAUCACUGCCGAAUACGACGAACGCAGUUUGGCUGACGUCGGCUUCAAGGACAACCAAAUGGUGUACGUCUCGAUGGGAAGUCGCGGAGGUCGUCGGCGAGACCAUCAUGACCACCCUUCCAUGCAACCUCCGCCCCCGAAAGACUGUCUUCCAACGCUUCUGCUUCUUAAAAGCCCAUACUUCGAGCAGCUCUUCAAACUGAUGCAAACCCUAGGCGAUAUGAAGCUGAUCGGCCCCGGAGGUCGAAUCCAACCCAACACAAAAGCGCAGCUACUCUCCCGAAGGGUUUGGGACAUCCUUGCCAUGCUUCCCACCGCUCCAACCUUCCUUUCGACUUUGAAGAACCUAUCCUUCAAAGACCCCGACUCGGAACCUUCGAUCGACAUGGAUUCCCCGGACAAUCCAACGUACACCCUCCAGGAAAUCCUGGAACCGCGCAAUCUGCAGAAGUUCAUGUACUCGCUUCACAUCGUGGAGAGCCUCUGCAAGUCCAAGUUCAUGGGCAGCUGUUGCGGAGGCAGCCCGGCAGGUGCCCCAGUCAACCCGGGUCCCAUCGGAGUGCCAAUAGCCGCGACCACAUCCGGAAUGCCCGGUGGAUCCCGGUCGGCCAUCGGACCCGGUGCCAGCAGCGCCAAAAGCCUGUCGGUCAAGAGCCAGCUGAAGCUGAAGAUUUCCUCGUCCAAGUCGUUGAAGCUGCAGAAUCAGAAGUUGGCCAAACAGCAAGCUCAGGUGUUGGGGGUCAGUAAUAGCAACGUUGGCGGGAUGGUUUCUCCGAGCAAGUUGAGCGUUUCGCCGUCCGGUGGCGAACGGAAGAUGGACGUUUGCGAUGGUGGGGAGGGGAAGACGGGGGAAGUGGAGAACAAGGAAAAUAACGGCGCGGAAGGUGCGUCUUCGCCGGAGAAGAAGGACGAGGAGAAAGAAGGGAUCGUGGAUGGAGAAGGCGAGAGUCGAAUUCAACCGGACCAGCCUCAGCUAUCGCCACCGAUGGCCCAUCCAACGCCGCCCCCUCCGAAGCUCCCCACCAGUCCGGCCAGCGCUUCGCUCGAGUGGAGCGAACAGUUCAUCAAAUGCGGCGGCCUGGCCCAUCUGUACCAGAUCUUCAUAUCGGGCGUGCUGCAGAAGCAAUCCGUGGCCAAGGAUGGGGACGACCUGAACGAGUGGCGCCACGAUUGUCUGGCCAGUCUGCUGCGGAUCCUGUGUCUGCUGGGGAUGGAGGAGUUCAAACCGGAGAACGAGAACGCCAUCAUCAUUCCGAAGCUGAACCGGCACACGUUGGCCCUGAUGGAGGUCCGGCCCACGCUGGAACGGAUAGCGGGCAUUCUGAACGAGGAGUCCCAUCCGUUGAGUCCACAUCACUUCAAGACGGGACUGUUUGGCCGGGCGCAGGUCAUCCAUUAUGCGAUGAAUCUUCUGGUUUGCUACGCUCAUUCGCUGGCCGAGGUCAGGUCUACGUUGUGGAAGGUGGAUGCCAAUCUAGCUUGGGUACAACGGCUGAUCCUGGAUGAUCCGGAACCGGCCGUACGGAGAGAAGCAUGCGCGGCACUCUACAGGAUGUGCUUGGGCAACGCUCAAACCUAUUACGAACUUAUGGCACCGCUGCUGUCCAAGUUGGUUGCCCUGUUGCCUCUGGCGGAAAAGAUGCGUCCCCAAAGUCAGGCAUACCACCUGUCGCCGGAUGAAGGCAAAGAACCGUAUGGGCCUGCCUGUCGAGAUUACUUCUGGUUGUUGUGUCGCUUGGUGGAUUCGCUGUCACCGGAACUUGUGAAGGACUGCGGUGGGGAACUAAGCAGGAAGCCAGGGUCCAUCGGGAUCGAGUCCAUGUGCAGGCAAGUUUCAAAGAGCAUCCUUGACCGGGACUACCUUGAAAGUCGUCACGGCAGUCCGGAUGAUGGUUUGUUCGGGUUGCUGAAUCUGAUGGCCAAUUUGGUCAAGUUCGAUCCGCAGUUCAAGUUCAGCGAUGACGGUCAGGACUUCAUCGGGAAAAUCUUCCAAUCGUUGUUCGAGCUUCCCUCGCCCGAUGACCGUGAGAAGCCCAAGUGCAAAAGCCACGGUGCGCGAGCUGCGGCCUACGAUCUGCUGGUCGAGAUGUGCAAGAGUGCUCCCAAGAACUAUCUGCUGCUGCAUGGGAAGUUGAUGCAACAGCAUCGGGCUGGUCCCCACUCGCCGUAUCCCUGGGACUACUGGCCAAGGGAUGAAGGACGUUCGGAAUGUGGCUACGUGGGUCUUACGAAUCUGGGCGCAACCUGUUACAUGGCCUCGUGCAUUCAGCAUCUCUUCAUGACGCCCCAGACGAGGGAUGCGAUUCUGUCCAUAUCGCCGGAUGCCCCACAAAAGCACAAGGCCACCCUGUACGAGCUGCAGCGCAUGUUCGCCUAUCUGAUGGAGUCGGAGCGUAAGGCCUACUGUCCGCGGUCGUUCUGCCGGGUGUACCAGAUGGACCAUCAACCGUUGAACACCGGCGAGCAGAAGGACAUGGCUGAGUUUUUCAUCGAUCUGGUAUCGAAGCUGGAGGAGAUGACCCCGGAGCUGAAGACCCUGGUGAAGCGAGUGUUCUGCGGAGUCAUCAGCAAUAAUGUCGUGUCAUUAGACUGCGGACACGUGAGUCGAACGCUGGAGGAAUUCUACACGGUUCGCUGUCAAGUUGCGGACAUGCGUAAUCUUCACGAGUCGCUGGACGAAGUAACCGUGAAGGACACGCUGGAAGGAGACAACAUGUACACCUGUUCCCAGUGUGGCAAGAAGGUUCGGGCCGAGAAACGAGCAUGCUUCAAGAAACUGCCGCAAAUUCUGUGCUUCAACACGAUGCGAUACACGUUCAACAUGGUGACGAUGCUGAAGGAGAAAGUCAACACCCACUUCAGCUUCCCGAUGCGGCUGGACAUGUCCGGCUACGUGGAGAAAACGCUGAUGCCUCAGCACUAUCAGGAGGAAAAGCGAAAGUCGGAACUGAGGCGAUCGGCUUCCAGAAACGUUAGCGAAUCGAGUGCUUCCGAUGGAAUGGGAUCGAUGUCCGGCGAGGAUCGCAAAGAAGACAAGGUCAGCUCAAGCGAUGGUCAAGAAGUGCAGAGUGCAACCAGUUCGGCGGCCAAGAGUGAGGCAGCAGAAAAGGCCGAGAUUCAGAAACAACAGCAAACUUUGGACGAAGAAGACUCGGAAGAUUUCAACGAGCACUACGAGUACGAUCUGGUGGGAGUGACGGUCCACACGGGAAAUGCCGAUGGAGGCCACUACUACAGUUUCAUCAAGGAGCGCAACGAAGACAGUAAUCCGAACCACCAGGAGAGGUGGUUCCUGUUCAACGAUGCCGAAGUGAAGCUCUUUGAUCCGUCGCAAAUAGCGGCGGAAUGCUUCGGAGGCGAGAUGACGAGCAAAACCUACGACUCGGUUACGGAAAAGUAUCUGGAUUUCAGCUUCGAAAAGACCAAUUCGGCGUACAUGCUGUUCUACGAGUGGCGCUCGAACAAGGGCUCCAACAUCCAGCGGGAUCAAGUCAGCAAGCCAUCCACGUGCACUUCGGGAGCGUCGAUGACCUCGAUGUCGAUUCCCGUCACGGCCACCACCACUAGCAGCUCCGAACAACCGGUAACGUCAUCAUCGUCCUCCGCAUUUGCCAGCAGUGGUCCUUGUACCACUGCAUCCAUCGGUGCCAGCAUAAGCGAAAAUGAUUCUCCGUCGGAACUUCCACUCCCGUCACCACCAUCCAUCGCCGCAGUACUUCCCCCGGUGAACAUCCGCGAUGCUGCCGACCAGACUGAACGAAUCAUCCUGAAACAUCCCGGCGAAGCGCCAUCGGUAGUAGAUAAUCUAAAUACCCUAAGUAAAUGUGAUAUAGAUGUUAAGCCAAGCCUGCGAAGCACUGUGGGCGUCGUUCCAUCCCUGGCCUCGGUGCCGGGCGUUCCAUCUUCAUCCGUACCGUCACCGCUGGCCGCGCUACAGGCCACCUCGUUGAGCAUCCUGCCGCCAUCGGGUCCCCUGUUGGGUCCCUCCAUGCUCCCAUCGCCAUCGUCUUCGUCCUAUUCGUCCAUCUCGUCACUGUCCGCCCUGACGGCAACCGCCGGCGGCAACGUUGGCCUCCCGCUGAGUGCCGUCGUACAGCAACCCACCAUUUCCAGUGCGCUGCAACCGUGCACCUCGUCGGCCGCGGCGUCAUCUGGUCUGUCCCUGGUCGGACUGGGGUUGGUCCGGAUAGGGCCGCCUCCCAAGCGAAAACGUAAGAUUCUCAGCAAAGAACUGGAGGAAUGGAUCUGGCAGGACAACCGACACUUCCUGCAGGAUAGGAACAUCUUCGAGCACACCUAUUUCAACUUCAUGUGGCAAAUUUGCGGUCACAUUCCGCAAACGUUGCUGGCGCUUCCGGAUAUUACGUGCAUUGCCGCCCAGCUGUCGGUAUCGUUCUUCAUCGAGACGUUCAUCCACGCUAAGGAAAAGCCUACGAUGGUCCUCUGGGUGGAACUGCUCACCAAGCAGUUCAACGCCAGCCAGGAGGCUUGCGAGUGGUUCCUCAGCCACAUGUCGGCGGAACCGUGGUGGCCCGUGCAGGUCCUGAUCCAGUGCCCGAACCAGAUGGUCCGGCAGAUGUUCCAGCGGUUGGUAAUUCACGUGAUUCAGCGAUUGAGGCAAAGUCACAGCGCCCUCUACCUGAAGGUGGAAAGCGACGAGGAUGGGAACGAAAUCAUUGGCAACGUUUCCUGCGUCACCCGGUUCAUCAAGUCGUUGAUAAUGCUGAUGGAGCACGGAGCGCGGGCCCAUUUGCGCCAUCUGUCGGAGUUCUUCGGGCUGCUGUACGAGUUCUCCCGAAUGGGCGAGGAGGAAGCUCUGUUCCUGCUGCGGAUCAACGUGAUACGAAGCGUGGCGGAUUUCUACCUCGGCCACAAGGCGCAGGAUUGCAUCGACACCAACUCCGACAACGAGGACAACUCGUCCGAUGAGGCUCUAACGGUUGACAAAAGCCGACCGGCGUCGCUGGAUAAGAUGAUUGCUUUGGUGGCAUCGCUGGUAGAGCGAUCCCGAGGACCGGAUCUGCGUCUGCACCUGUCCGCUCGGGACUACAAUGCCAUCGCCGGAGGAAAAGGGUUUCCGUUCCUGUAUCAGCAAAUCAAGGACAACAUCAACCCGCACCAGACGAGGCACUUGAUCCAUGCGUUGUGUCGAUGCGACGAACGGUUGGCCGGGCAGAUCAUCGCAAUGCUGUUCACGGCCGUGACGAAGCACACGGAACUUUGCGGACCGUUCUUCAAGCUGUUGACACUGUUGACCGAGGCUACCGGCGGUCCUUCCGGGUUGCCAUGUUUCUCGCAGCUGGUACUGCAACGGGUUUGGGAUGCCGCCGAAUACUGUCCGCAGUCAGCUCUGGAUUGGUUGGCCGUGCAAGCCCCUCGGAACAAAAUUGCUCACACCUGGAUCCUCCAGUCUGCCGAAAGUUGGGUCGAAACGUUCCUGCUCGCGCACAACAAUGCUCGAGUGCGGAACGCCGCGGCCUAUCUCCUGGUAUCGCUGGUCCCGUCGCAAAACUUCCGAACCAAUUUCCGCGCCACGUCUCAUCACAAACUGACGAUGCAUGCCUCCCAGCCGAGGGAAAUUUCCUGCGAAGCUCAGCUCAUCCUGCACACGAUACUGAAUCUCCUGCUUCGACUGCUCCGGUCCGCCCGGAACUACACGGACAUCAGCGUCCACGGGACGACCAAGUUGACGGCCUACUUCAACCUGAUGACGUACUGUUUGGUGUCCAAGACGGAGAAGUUGAUGCUGGGUCCCCAUUUACGAGCUUUGUGGGAACUGUUCCAUCCUCGGUUAUCGGAACCAUCAGUUCCGGCGCACCACAACAAACAGGCGCUCCUGGCGUUCUGGUACCAAGCCACGCUCGAUUGUCCGGAGAACGCCCUUCUCGUUGCCAAUUGUCCAGACAUCACCAGAAACAUUGCAUUUAACUACAUCCUGGCCGACCACGAUGACUCGGAGAUCGUCACCUACAAUCGAGCGAUGCUCCCCGUUUACUACGGGCUGCUUCGAAUGUGCUGCCAACAGAGCCGACUGCUGACCCGUCAGCUGGCCGCCCAUCAGAACCUCCAGUGGGCGUUCAAGAACAUCACUCCCCAUCCCACGCAGUAUCCGCUGGCCGUCGAUGAACUGUUCCGAUUGAUGACGCUCUUUGCACAACGGCAUCCGGAUGCCACGGAAGCGGAACAACGGGAGGUUACCAUCUUCCGGAGGACAACCCUAACUGCAUACCUGAGCGGCCUGGACGCCCGGGUGUCGUGGGGUACGUUGAUAGCAGCACUGCGGAUCCUGGUCGACAACGACGACGAUCGACUGUUCGUCGUCCUGAACGGAGGCAUCACGCUAUGCUUCGACGCCCUUCACACGUUACACUCCAUGUAUCAUGAGGCUACCGCUUGUCACGUGUUCGGUGACCUGCAAGAACUGCUAACCGAAGUCAUACUGCUCAUCAGCACUCUGCGGGCCAGCUGUCGAGAGCAGAAGAAACGUCCACCGCCGGCACUGAUGAAGGGCCUCCCGGACGCAGUCCGGAGGCUAGCCACGCUCCUGAACACGUUCAACCCACCGGAGAUGCGCAAUCUCGCCCUGGAAGUGCUCAAAGAACUGGUCAAGUGUGCCCCGCCGGAGAUCAUCAGCACCGUCUUGGUUCCACUGCUAACCCACUGCCACACUCAGAACGUUGCCCACACGAUGGGACCCUUGGGAUCUUACUUCCCACGGCGCGGUAUGAAAGCGCAAUGGCCACCGGUGUCGAAGAACACGCCGCGUCCGCCUCGGCCCAUGGUCCAGAUGAACAUACCGCAGUCGCAGAUUUGCGAGAAGGGUCUCGACAAGGACUUCGAUCUCGCGCUGGAGCUGUUCUACCGUCCGUACCACGAGUUUCUCGACAUCAUGUUCCGGGUGGCGGUCACGUCCAGCCAGUUCAACGAGCCGCUCGUGCACCUGUCGCUGCUGACCGGGAUCGAAGCCGUGGUGUUGCAUUUCAACAUCUUUGCCAAGUUCUGGGUUGGCAUCUAUAACAACAAAACCACCAAUAGGUACGCUGAGCUGCUGAUCAAGAACCCAUUGCUGGUGGAUUACAUCGAUGAGAUUCUGAGAGACGAAAGACUGUCGCUGAACGAUCCGGUUAUUGCGAACUUUAUCGAAAUCUACUACCCGAAGGUGAAAUCCCGGCUGGUCGUGCCCCGAUUGCUGGAGUCUAUCUGCCAACUGCUGCCGGACAAGGGUAACCUCGAGGACAUUUGCGGCGAUCUGCAAGCGAUACGAAUCAUCGGACAGCGGACGGGUAUUCCCGGUUCGGUGAAAACGCUGCUGCAGAACUCGCUGCACGCGGUUCUGCUCAAGUUCAAGGACGAGAUGUACAGUGACGAGGAAACUCCACCGAAGCGGCGGAAGAUUACCAACAGCAGUUGCAGCAGUUCAGCACAAGUACAACGGCAGGCUGUUCUGCGACUACCGGUUUCCGAACCGGAUCUGGAGCAGGACAGAGUUGCUCAAUCCGGGGCGAACCAUUCCAGUGGGGAGAAAGCACAGGAGACUGACAGGAAGCAGUCGGAAGAAUCGACGACUGAGGUGAAGCAAUCGAGUGAGAACAAGGAAGAGCGAGAGAUGGAGAUGAGCGAAGAGCAGAAGCUUCAUCAGGAGAAGAAAGAUGAAAGUGGGAUAGAGCGGAUGGAUCAGGAUGUGAGUAGUGAGGCUAACAGUGGCAAGGAAGAUGAUAAACAUAAGCAAGAAGAGUCUGGAAGCAGCAGUAGGAGUUGUAGUGAUAGCAAUACUAACAAAGAAGCUGACGACAAAUCGAAAUCGGAGGGAGAACACUCGAAGGAUCUGAAACAGGGUCUCAGCGAGCAGGAGCUGUACCAGCGAAAUCUAAUCAAGGACAUCGAAAGUCACAUCGAACUAAUAUUUGAAUGCUUGGACGAUGACGACGACGACGAAGAUGAGGAUAGUGUGUCAAAGGGAUCGCCGUUGGCAUCGUCAUCAAAAGCGAAGACGCCUUCCAUGGAGACGGCAGAGGAUGACGGUGAGGGCGAACCGGAAACGGUUCGCCGAAGUAGCUUCAGUAGUGGAACGGCGCCAAGUUCGGUCGCGACCAGUUGCCCCAGUCCCAGUAAGAUCAAGCGGAGAAAUCCGUCCGGUGAAGAACCUCCUGGGAAGACGAAAGAGACGACGGAAUCGUCCGAACUGACUUCUGAAAGUUCUGCGGCAAAGGAAGCAGAAGAGGGGGCAUACGUCGAAGCGUAGGGUAGAGUAAGAAGAUUCGAAGGUAAGUGAACAAGGUGCGCAUAUGUUUUACUGAAAGGAAGCCAGUCAAAGUCGCGGAAGUUUGGAUUAAUACAGCCUAGUUUUUAAGCGAGUUCGGCGAACCAAAAUUGUGAUGUUUUAAAAAGUUAAGAUUUGAUUUAUCUUUGGUACCAAAAAUAUAGAGAGCAAGCGACGGAGAGGGAAGCGGUUAAGCAGGGUCGAAGGAGAUUUCUUUUCUUUCGCGUCUAAAUUAUAAUUGUAAAGCACAUAGUUACUAGUUUUCGGCAUUCGAAAGUCAUCGUUGGGUAUAGGAUUAUGUUUCUCCAUUGUGGAUAAAAAAAAACGGCGAAAAAAAAGAGAAGGCUAAAUGGCAGAAAGUGAUCAAGCUAGAGAGGAAGGCGAAAAUGACGCAGAUUUACAUUUUUUUCUUUCUACUGUCAGUAGUUUCCGUAUUUAAGGGAAAUGGUGCUCGUGUAAUUUUUAAUCACGUUUCUUAUCGCUACAUACCCAAACACACAGACACAAAUGUAUUUUUUACCAGAAUGUUGAGCUCCUUUGCGUGUGGAGCGACUCAGCAAAGAAAUCGCUGCCGUUUUGUGUUUCUAUCUAUUGUGCUUUCUUAGUUGCUACGAUUUACGAUUACGAAAGUUUAAUUUAAAACAUUUUUUUAUUAUUAUAAACCUAUUAUAUCCUAGAUCAUUGAAAAGUGAACGCUAUUAAAGGCAAAAAUCGUAUUUAUUAAACUAGCUAGUCUAUGAAAAAAUGUCCUUAAGUUUUGUUAUACCAUCCUAUUUGCUUGAUGAUGCAGGAUCGAGAGUGAAAGAAAAACCUAGACGCGUAAGGUUGUGUUAAUAAUAGAAAACGAGGAAAAUGCGAUUAGUUUCCGUUUUGAGAUGAUUUCUAGGAGGCGUGAAUGACUUUUUGCUACUAUUACUGCUAAUUCUUACUAGCAAAGGCCGUUUUAAGUGUUCAAAUCCAUAAAAACCUACUCUUCCUAUGAAAUUGCAUUUUCUGAACCCUGGCAAAGUCAAAUACUUUUAACUGUCGAAACGUCGGAAUGGCAAUUUUGUGGGCGAAAUUUCCAUUAAUUGCUAUUUCAACUGUUCGACUGCCAUAUCUGGAUCUGAAUUGAUCAUCGAAGCGCUUUCCAACUGUUUUAUGAAAACAACAUCGAUUCUUUCUGUCGGAUAUUGGAAAACGAAAAAAAGGUUAGUCUGAAUAAUUAGCAUUCACGUACCACUCAACCUGAAGUUAUGCAGGAAUCCAAGACAAAAAAACAGAAGACUCAUUCGUCCUCGAUUUCCAAGUUUUUAAUAAACAAGGUCUCUAAGAGAGCGAAAAAUAUAAAAGGCGCAAUUUCCACCAGUAAAUCGAAAAUAUUCAUCCCAGAAGAGAAACAGAACAAGUCGAACAUAAAACUUAAUACACUCUAUAGCAAAACACACACACAACACAGAUUCGCACACAAGCACACAUCUAGACAUUUAUUAAACCUAUUAUGGAAACUCUUUCAUGGAAAACGAAGAAAAAACAGAAUACAAAACAAAAGUUAAUGUUUUAAUUUUCACAAAA
Aedes aegypti (yellow fever mosquito) is the source of this 14837-nucleotide messenger RNA. RefSeq names its product ubiquitin carboxyl-terminal hydrolase 34 (gene puf). Gene Ontology annotation, molecular function: cysteine-type endopeptidase activity; cysteine-type deubiquitinase activity. NCBI's taxonomy places the organism in Eukaryota, Metazoa, Arthropoda, Insecta, Diptera, Culicidae. The transcript has 18 exons. Gene Ontology annotation, biological process: protein deubiquitination. The record is from RefSeq and is a predicted model, not a curated record. Bases 750 to 13265 code for a protein of 4171 amino acids. Gene Ontology annotation, cellular component: nucleus; cytosol.